AUGUACACCAUCGUUCUGCUCACCAUCACUGCAGUUGCAGGAGCUACAGGUACUUCUGACAUGUCAGCGACAGUAGGUAACAGCUGUGUGCUCACCUGCCCUUCCAAACCAAAUAUAACUAUGGUAACAUGGAAAAUAAGCCCCAAGGUUGGAGGCUCCUGCACCUUGGGCUACAGGGCUGAUCAGAACAAGACAGACAGAACAAACUGCAAUGACAGCAUGAACUGGAAAUUCAGACCAGAUCAGGAUUCUGCCCUUGAGAUAUGGCAAGUAGGAAUAGACCAUGAGGGAAACUACGCCUGUGAAGCAGUAGCAACAGAAGGGAAUUUCCACACGACGUACUACCUGACCGUGCUAGUGCCCCCAAGGCUGACCAUGUACUGUGAUGACCACGGGAACCCUGUGUGCAAGGCAAUGGUGGGGAAGCCGGCUGCCCAGAUCUUGUGGGUCCUAGAGAGCAACUCCACCCCCAAGGAAGAGGGCCAUGACAACGGGACAGUGACUGUUCUCAGCACGUUCACCGCAUACAGCACCAACGUGACUAAGACAACCUGCAUUGUGUCCCACCCAGCUGGGAACCAGAGCAUGACCAUAGCCUGUAAUAGUACAUGGCUUCUCCACUGUGUCGUCAGCCUUGCUAGUUUCCUCGGCCUCCUGUUCCUGCUUGCUGUACUUCAUUGCUACACCUUCUGUGAUAGCAAAACAAUGAGAAGCCAGUACAAGCCAAGGAAUCUUCCAUCUGCAGAGCUGUCUGGGCCUAAUUCUAACUCAGCACCUGAGCAGAGAUGA
Molecule: messenger RNA, 789 nt
Organism: Haliaeetus leucocephalus (bald eagle)
Lineage: Eukaryota; Metazoa; Chordata; Aves; Accipitriformes; Accipitridae
Product: cell surface glycoprotein CD200 receptor 1-B-like
Exons: 5
Coding region: 1-789 (262 amino acids)
Biological process (GO): regulation of neuroinflammatory response
Cellular component (GO): external side of plasma membrane
Molecular function (GO): signaling receptor activity
Source: RefSeq, a predicted model, not a curated record